GAAAAAGGCAUCGGGGCCAUAGCGCGCUUUCGUGUCGCCCAUUGUUAUCCUCGUCGCGUGUAAUGGCUACCGCGAAGUUUGUUGACGGUGCACAGCCUGCUUUCUCGCGCAUCGACGUAUCCUGAGCGUGGGAUAAGCUGCGGUACGCGGGUUGUCCGCUUCGAAGCUAAGACGGGCUUUCUUCGGAUAAACUUGAGCGCGCGGUACCGCCAAUUUUUAUGACACCGAGACGCCCGCGCUUCGUACAGGACUCGCCGCAGCCGCCACCGCGCUGCUUGGACGACAUGAUCUGCGCGGGCCAACGUUGUUCAGUGACAAGCGUGUGAUUUCGACGCGCGAAAUUAAGCUUGCCCAAGAACCCCGGCAGAACGAAGAAGAGGCUUAAGUUAUUAGGAGGAUAUUGUUUAACAAGCGCCACAAGGAAAUACACGUUUUGAAUGUGCUGAAAGAAAAUAUCUUGUGCCUGUGUACGACCGUCAUCGAUCUCUCUCACUCUCUCUCUUCCCCCUCUCUCUCUCACUCAUACUCUUUCUCUCUCUCUCUCUCUCUUUCUCUCUCCCUCUCUCGCUUGCUCUCAUUCUCGCGCGCGUCCACGGCUCUUCGAAGAAUACAAAAAUCAUCGGUUUUGUGAAUGCAUAAGCGGUAUAGUUAUUCGAAACUCGGGAAAGCGUCAUCGUCGGCGCGUACAGGCUAAACGGUCGCACGGAACCACGCGCCGCGUCGCCGCCGCCGCCACCGCCGCCGCCGUUACCGCUGCCGCCGUUACCGCUGCCGCCGCCGCCAACACCGCCGCCACCGCCGCCGCCGCUGCCGCUGCCGCCGUCACCGCUACUACCACCGCCACGACCACCGACACCGCCGCCGUCAUGGCAACUAGAAGAUCGUCGCCCGCCCGGCAGCCGGACGUUUAACCCGUGCGCCGUCUCUAUAAGACCAUAGCACGGUCGAAGGCAACACAUCAAUGGCCCUUGAAUCAAAUGGCAACAACGUGAUCUGGUUGAAUGCAACCCGUCCUGAUCAAAUACAGCAGAACCGACCUAUUGAACAGCCACUGAAGUGUUCCAUGUUCACACAAACUGAACAAACCAACAGUUUCACUCAAACGGAGCAAAGUAAUUCAAGUUACGGAGAUCAAAGACAGCAAGCAGCAAUGUUUGACCCACAACAAAUUCAACAGCAGCAAGCUGCGCAGGGCCAACAGUCGCAGCAACAGCAAUCCCAACAGAUGUAUGUGACUGCGGAUAAAAAGGAAGAUAAAUCACAACAACAAUCUGCAACAGCAGAAUUUCCUUUUUAUUAUAAUGUCAACAUGCUCCAAAAAGUUCAGACAAAUGCAGUGAGCACAAUUGGUGCCAUAACAACAGAUGAUAAAGGUUGUUAUCGUUUUGAUGUGCAGCCAGUUGGAUAUAACACAUUAUUAAAUCAGAUGAGUAUUGCGGCUGCUACAAACGCAACCUUUAAAUGUGAUAUAUGUGGUCUGGUGUUUGGUCACAUGAGCUUGUUGAAUCAUCAUAAACGGAUUCACAACACUACACCCAGCAAUUUGCAACAACAGCCACAACAAGUAGUUGUUCAAACACCAACGACAGUGACUGUAGCUACUACACCUGAAAGACCGUAUACUUGUGAUGUCUGUGGAGCUUGUUUUGCACUGCCUGGAGAAUUGAAAAGUCAUAAAACAAAUAUGCACCAAAAACCAAAAGUGCAAAUAUGUGAAGAUUGUGGUAGUGAAGAUCCGUGCGAACAUCAUCCCACAAAAAUCAAAAAGACAAUUAAACCUGGUCAUCAUCCAGUAAAACGAAGGGGAGUUACUAGUGUUACCAAAUGUCAUAAAUGUAAUGGCACAGGAAUAAUAUUCAUCGGUAAACACGACGAAAAACUAGAUUCUGGAAUCAGUUCCCUCGCAAAGUGUGGCGGCUGCAAGGCAACAGGCCGCAUCAUCAUAGGAAGUGGCAAACAAAACAGUCAGAACCAAGCGGAGAAGCCAUUUCAUUGUAAUGUAUGUGAUGGUACAUUCUCCCGGUAUUCUUCACUUUGGUCUCAUAAGCGGUUGCACUCGGGUGAUAAACCAUUCAAGUGCGAAGUCUGUGGUUUAGCUUUUGCAAAAGCUGCUUAUUUGAAAAAUCAUGGACGAGUUCACACCGGAGAAAAACCAUUUAAAUGCAGUGUCUGUGGAAUGCAAUUCUCACAGAGUCCUCAUCUGAAAAAUCAUGAAAGAAUUCAUUCUGGCGAACGUCCGUAUCAAUGCGAAGUCUGCGAAAAAACGUUUGCUAGACAUUCAACGCUCUGGAAUCAUAGGAGAAUUCAUACUGGUGAAAAGCCUUACAGAUGUAACAUCUGUGGUUCUGCCUUCAAUCAAGCAACACACCUAAAAAAUCAUGCGAAAGUUCAUACUGGUGAGAAACCACAUAGAUGUGAUAUAUGCGAGAUAGGAUUUUCCGACCGUUUCGCAUUAAAACGACAUCGUGCAAUUCAUGAAAAGUAUGGGCAAACGGCUCGAAAUCAGAACACGAAUAAUCCAAGUAAUGCACAACAAACAAAUGCAAGUAGUCAACAGCAGCAACAGCAGCAGCAGCAGCAACCCCAACAAGGGCAACAAGGACAACAAGUUGUUGUAGUGAAUGCCACAACUCCUGUAACUGUCAGUCAGGGUCAAGGUCAAGCAGUCAUGCUUGAAGAAGUCUACAAAUGUCAAGUGGCCUUCCCAGAACCCAAAUGAUUCAGCUAGAGAAUACCUUUCAGGAGUUGGUAAAAAGGGUUAUUUUUUGACCUUAUUAAACAAUUACUACAUAAUGGAAUAUAUGGAAUAUGCGUGUCAGGAUAUGAUAUAAAGAUGAAGACUACAUGGAAAACGUUUAGUGUUUGGUGUGAGGAUUAAUACGUUUGUGACGACUCAGGUCCUAUAAAUCGACGCUCGUUGACUGUCACGUAGGUGUAGUUCAAGAGCAAAAGUUUUCAGUGACUCUGCGAUCUCAACGCGAGUGAGUAGUUUCGUAAAAUUGUAACUUGGAAGAGUCCGGCUCGUAAAAUAUUAUAAACUCUCAGCCGCUAUCAUUAAUGAAAUUUCUCAUGAAUUAAUACCAGAGGUAUGAAAAAAAACAAAUCUACUUUAUAUUUUGUUACUCAGAAUAGAAAUUACGACAUCAGAUUCGAUAAUAACCUAUUUCACAAUAUACUGGCAUAGUCUUGGAAUUUAUUUGCGAAUGAAUUUGUAAAGUUUCAUUUGUUCUCCUAAUGUAUAAAUGCCUUUUUAUGGGAAUGAAAAAUGGUGAAAGUGUUGUUAUAACUUCAUGACUCGUUAAAUACCAGUCUGCAUUAGCUUUAAGAAGUUUCAAUUAGAACUGACAUUGAAAUUAGUGACUAUACAUCAGUUUAAGACUGUCACUAUGCGUGCUAAUGAUCACCGAAUCACAUAGAAUUAAUUGUUUUUCAGUGAGUCAAAAAUAUAUACAUUGCGGCGUCUAAAAAAAAAAAAAAAGAAAAAAGGAAAAAAAAAACAAAAAAAGAAUGAUUUUCUUAGCAUUGACCAAACCUUGAAAACCCUUUAAGGCGUUACAUUUCGCGAAUAAAAAAAGUCAAUGUCAUUAAAAUUGUCAUCAUUUUAUACCACAGUUGAAAGCUGGGGAAUAGACGUUAAAAAUCGAAUAGCCACACAUACAUUUGACGGCAUCUUUGCAUUUGCGGACGUCGUGGAACGGAACGAUAUCGCGAUAUAAUAAGCGCGAGCCCUCUUCCGUCCAGUCAUUCGGGAUCAGAACAUACGCUACCGCGAUGACAACGACCGCGAUAAUGUCAGCAAGGAUAUUACUACGUGAACAAGGUUUAUAUCUUAUUGGAGCUGCAAUAAUAAUAGUGAAUAUCGACGGGCAGACUAAUCUGUUUUAUAAUUUUAAGACCGAGAACUAUAUAAAUAUCAGUUACUAAAUAGAUGCUAGUUUGUAAUGGAAGAUAGCUGACUAAAUAAUCUAUACAUAUAUACAUUAAUUUUUAUAUCCCCACUUGUUACAUGUGAUGGCGUACUGCCGCCACUCUUAAAUAUCAAGAAUUAAUUAAUAUGGUUAUAUGCUGUGGACCCAUUGUUUUGACUGAUCGGUCAUAGAUGGGGUUGGUAAUAGUCAGAAAGCACAAUUUUUAAACUGGGAUGACUAAUCCACUGUUAAGUUAAAUUACUGUGAUGGUGUUACCCAUUAAAUUUUUAUCACAAUGUGUUUAAUAAUUUCUAAUUAUUAUUUAAUAUAUAAUGCAUUUUUUUCCCUUUUAUUCAACUUCAUAAAUUUCUCAAUUUUUAUUUUAAAAUUCAAAGAAAAAUAUUACGUGAGAAUAUUCUCCAGUAGAUACUUUUUUUUUAGAAGAAGCUUAUUUACUUUGUAUAUUAUAACUUGAGAAAAAGUAUGAAGUGAUACUUUAAUUAUUAUGUACACAUUAAAUAUGAUAUAAAUAUAAUUGCUACUUUAUCCAUAGUGUAUUAUGAGAAACACCAUCACAUUUCUGGUCACCGUGUGCCUAGUUCUGCAGAAUUGUUAAUGCUACGAAUUUUGCAGAAUCUAGGAUUGGGGAUUUCUUUGUUUUACCAAUAUAACUUGUAAAAUAAAGAUAUACAAUUACUUUUAAUUUACUUUUAUGUGGUCAUAAUACCUGCUACAGUAUUUUGGAUUAGAUUAGUAUUUUUUCUCAAUAUUUUUUUAUUUUAUUCUUCAUCUUUCAAAUCAUUGGAAUAGUUUAUUUUCUUGUAAUUUUGUCUGAAUUGUAGUGCAAUUAAAUUGCUGGACGAUAUGUUACUAUUGUUUUCAAUAGAAAAAAAAAAAAAAAAAAACACAAAGGUCUUAAAAUAUUAAAAUAUUAUGUUAUACUACUUAGAAUUAAUUCUAAUUAUGUUAGUCAUCAGUCUACAGAAAAAGUAGACUGGUAGAUCAGGGUGUCGAAAAAAAAGAUGCUUUAUUUUAUUUUUAUUUUUACUUAAGAAUACUUGAAAAAGAAAAUAAGAUUGUACAUAUAAAAAAAUUUGCCAAUAUUCUUCAAUCGAAUAUGAUGGCACUAAUAAUUUUCUGCAAAGUACAUGCUAUUCCUGGAUCAUGAGGCAAUCUAUUACAAAGGACCUAAAGAAAAAAAAAGUCAUUUCAAUAUAUAUCAGUUUUGCAAAGUGUGCUUCUAAAAAAUAAUAAUUUCUUUCAUUGAACUCUUGCAUAUCAAAAUCAUGAACGACCUAAUGAACCGCUCUAUAUUCCAUAUUACAGACUUUGUAGUCAGUUAAGAUAAUACUGUAUGAGUGAAAUUGUUACAAAGCCGGUCCUAAGUAACAUUUUUAUAUUGCAAAUAUCGGCAUCUUUUACACAGAAACAAAAAUAUCAUAAUUGUGUCUAUCUUAGCCAUUUUUCCAUAAACGAAGAUCGGCAAGGAUUGUAAAAAUAGUGGUUUAUAAAAAAAGUCAAAUAUAUUCGAAUGUAAGUACGAAGUACUAGAUAAAUAAGUAAUUAUAAGUGUUCUGCUGUGAGGACUAUUCAAGGAGGCACGGAGCAACUUAAAAAACACGUGCUUAUAGCAAAUCUUUUAUUAAAUAAGUGAGACAAAUAUGAAAAACGAAGUCUAAGAGAAAAUCAUUGAUAUGUUAUAAUCAUUGAUAAUUAUAAAUACAACAAAUUUUACUACGAUUAUUAUUUGAUUGUGUUCUUGUAAUUUCUGUAUUUCUUUUUGUAAUAAAUAUCUAUCAUAAUGGGGGAUAGAGACUUCGUCAUCUAUUAAUAGAAUUAGAAACUUUGUUUUACGAUAAAAUUCGAUCAUGUAACACAAUAACAUUAUUACAAGUAAAUGUUACUUAUUAAAGAUAAAGUAAUAUGAUUAAAAAAUGUUUUAAUACAUUCAUUAACAAUAAUUUAUUGUGCUGCGUGGCUCCUUGCAGUAAUGUUGUGCUCUUAGAUAACGUUUGUAUGCAAAGAACUGGAGCUUCCACUUUAAUCAAAAUCUCUGGAAGCGUCUUCCUAAGAUUCAUCAAUUUUUCUGACUUAUCAUCUUUGGAAGUUCUGUUCAACAUUCUCGCACACUUUAACUGACACGAUCACAAUAAUGCCUAUUCUUUAUUUAUAUGUCAACGCAAGGCCUUCAUUAAUAUCAUUUCACUUUUUUUUGACAAUAUUUAUUGAUUCUUUUAUUGAGAUCUAAAAACCCACUAUUUUUGAAUAAUAUUUUUAAUAAUAAAAGUUCAAGGGUCGGAGUUUUAGGAUCAUGAUGUAAGCUGUCAGUUGUUUAAUAGAUAAUUGAUAAAAUAAUUUAUUAUAUUAAAACGAAAAGUAAUCGAUAUCAUGAUUAAUAUCCUUAAACUAUCCGACCUUUUGAGAAUUAUUCUCCCAAGAGAUAAGACUAAUAUUUGUGCAGAUUUUUUUUCAUAACAAUCAUAUUUCUUACACAUAUUGAGGCGAAUAUACAUAAAGCAGAUUGUGUAUUGUGUGCAUUAUAUCAUGUAUUAUUACAUUUUGUCCAGUCUCGAAAAAGCUAACUAUGUACAAAUUUGAUCGUGAAGGGAACAUACGUAUGAUCAUUAAAAAUACGGUGUUUCAAAUCAUAAUGAUAACAUUAAUAAUAGUAAUAAUAAUAAUAAUAAUAAUAAUAAUAAUAAUAAUAAUAUUAAUAAUAAUAAUAAUAAUAAAAUAAUAAUAAUAAUAAUAAUAAUAAUAUUAUUGUAGAACAAAAAGGAGUUGUAUAUUAUGUAAUGUACGCAAUUUCAUUAAUUUUUUUAAUUCAAUCAGCGAUUUUUUCGCGACGAGAUCAACUUUUACAUAAGACGCGUUAUUAUGGGCAAUAAUGCAUAAAGUGCGAACCUUUGAUAAUAAAAGACGUUCCUAUUAAAUUAUCUGUUCAUUAUAUAUUUUUAAGUCUUCUAUCAUAUAACUCUAACGAGAUAGAUGCUUUAAAGAAUGUCAUUAAAGUGAAUAGCAGAUAAUUUUUUUUUUUUUUUUUAGUAAAUACAUGAUUACACGCCAAGGAAUAGUUUCAGAAUAUUGGGUACAAAUAUUUUUACGAUCAUAUAGAAGAAAACGUUUUUCAGAGAAAGUUUGUGGAUGUUCUUCGAUUCAUUGAAUUACAUUUUGCGUGUUCUUUCUUUUUCCUUUUUUUUUGUGGACGUCACGAACAAGUCAUACAUUGAGAAUAUUAUUACAAGAAAUCUAUGUAUUAUUAUAAUUCGGUUAAAUGAAAGAAAUAUUGUCAGCCACGAUCACAAGAUAUAAUAUCUAUGAUAAUAAAUGCGAUAUAUAAUUGGUAGCGAAACUCGUUGUAUGAGUUUUUACUACUGAUGAAAUUAUACGUGUAUACACACAUUUUGUAUGAAAUGAAGAAAAAAAAAAAAUAAUAAAAAAUGUCAUGUUAGAUUAGUCUGCUGUCAAUAUAACUAGGAUUAUAAUUUUGAAUGUACAUGUAACAUAUUGAAUAUCGUCUAGAUAAGGAAUCGUAUCGAUUAAAAACAACUAGCGCACGAUUAUAUCAGACAUUCUAGAUAUUAUAAUAAAUGAUGUCCACAGGACAUUUUCAUUUUUGAAAUCUUGCGUAAAUUUCAUUUAUCGCACAUUUUAAACCGCGCGCCAUUUGUGUACUAAUGAAAAAUAAUGAAUGACGUGUGACGUCAUGUGCUAAAAUGUGACGAUUUGAUGAUUUUGUAAAAUUCGAAACUAUUCGAAAUUUACAAUUAUUAAAUCGAUAAAAAAAAUGUUACUUAUGAAAAAAUUACUCUACAUAUAGUAAUUCGAUUGAAUGUAUAUUGAUAUCUUGUCAUAUGUUUUUUACCGAUUUUUCGACAACUUUCAAAUUUCCCGCUUAAGGAUGCAUUCAUAGCAUGACAAUAAAGUUGCGUGCUUUCGAUAGGAACGACACAAGAAUUAACAUGGCGUCGAGAAGAUCAUUUUGCUCAACAAAGACACAUCAGAGCACGCUGAACGUAAACUUUCUUUAAUUAAAACAGUUUUAUCAAGAAUUAUAUCGCAAAGCAGUCACCUUGAGACAUUUUAGAAGAUGUCACCGGAUCGUGGUUGAAUUCUUUAUUUGAAAGAAUCGUAAAAAAGGUAAG
This is a messenger RNA of Vespula pensylvanica (western yellowjacket), 8053 nucleotides long. RefSeq names its product zinc finger protein OZF-like. The record is from RefSeq and is a predicted model, not a curated record. The coding region runs from base 962 to 2719 and encodes 585 amino acids. NCBI's taxonomy places the organism in Eukaryota, Metazoa, Arthropoda, Insecta, Hymenoptera, Vespidae. Gene Ontology annotation, biological process: central nervous system development; regulation of transcription by RNA polymerase II. Gene Ontology annotation, molecular function: RNA polymerase II cis-regulatory region sequence-specific DNA binding; DNA-binding transcription factor activity, RNA polymerase II-specific. Gene Ontology annotation, cellular component: nucleus. The transcript has 9 exons.